Molecule: messenger RNA, 495 nt
Organism: Prorocentrum cordatum
Lineage: Eukaryota; Dinophyceae; Prorocentrales; Prorocentraceae
Source: the annotation of a GenBank genome assembly
GAAGAUGGAGCAAGAGCAGACCAAGUGCGAGAAGCGCUUGGAGAAGCUCAUGGAGGAAGAGUGCGCUGUCGAUGAAGCGAUUCGCAAGUUCCAAGACAAGAAGGGAGAGCUUCAAGCCAGCAUUCAAAAUGAGAAGAAGAAGAUCGAGGAGGCCAAGAGGAGAGCUGCAGCUGUCCAGGCUUCUACGGCGGAGUCUUCGGCGUCGGCACCAUCGAUGGAGAGUUUCAUUUCGCAUCUCAGUACGUUCGAAGGGACAUUGUCUGGGGUCAAACAUGAAGGUGUACGCGCAAAUCUACAGGCACGGUACAAGGAGUUUCUGGAUGGUCUCCGCGAUGCCAUGCCUGCACCAGAGCCCGAGGUGGCCUCUACGGGCGCAGACAAGAGCUCGGUCAUGGAGGUCGAUGAGGCUGAUGUCAUGGAAGCUGUGCAGGUUGAAGGUAUUUCGGAUUCGCAGAAGAGGGAUAUCCUGGAAGCCAUUCGUUCGGCGAGCAAGAG